This is a messenger RNA of Portunus trituberculatus (swimming crab), 1652 nucleotides long. RefSeq lists its product as uncharacterized. The transcript is spliced from 3 exons. NCBI's taxonomy places the organism in Eukaryota, Metazoa, Arthropoda, Malacostraca, Decapoda, Portunidae. Bases 222 to 560 code for a protein of 112 amino acids. The record is from RefSeq and is a predicted model, not a curated record.
UUCAGACGGGCGAAGAAGUGGUGGUGGAACAGAUGAGUUAUUGUAUACAAUGAAUUGAGCUCCCGCGCUUUCACGUCGCCAGGCAAGGACGCGUUACAGUGAUCUCUAAUCUUCAUUUAUCACCGCAAUCGGUGACACCAGAAUUCUGCCUCCUGUCUCACCGCCACUUAGAGAGGUUUCGGCCGCCCAAUAAUGACGGCUAACCAAUCGCCACCACCGCCAUGGCCGCCGCCAGCACCGAUGAUGACCAAAUGGAUACUGCCAUCUCCCUCACCACUGCUACCACGCGAGUGCUUGCCUCCACCCAGAGCAUCCCACAAGACGCCUCGCACCCACCUGAACAACCACCAUCAACCCAGGCUGUCCACGCCUCCGACCUGGCCCACUUGCAGGUGUCCCAGCCUCUGAACCACACCGAACCACUUUCACUUACAGAGCUCAACUUCGCAUACAUAUUCCUGAAGCUUAAGGAUGAGGUUAUGUUAAAUGGGAGUUUUGUAAGCAGUUUCCUUUGCUCCCUAGGAUCAUCUAAAACAAGAAAGAAGUGUUUUCCUUUGUAGUCAGGCAGUACUGCAAGAAGUCUGAAAAUGCUAUUAAAGCUUGUCCAUCAUCAUGAAGAAUUGGAGGCCAAUCUUUUAACCUUUUCAUGUAAGCAUCAACUACAAUGCUUUCACCUCCAAAUCUUUCCCAAAGAAUAUUCAUUGCCUUUGUAUAACUGUUACCCUUGGAAUUUAAGUACAUUAGCAUUUUAAUAGCACCUUUUGCUUCACCACUUGUAUAUUUAUUUAAGCAAGCAACUUCCCUUCAUCAUUAUUAACUAGAAUUUAAAAAGGUUUCAAAAUUCCUUACUCAAACUGGAAAAUCCAUAGGAUCUCCACUAAAAAUCUCUGGUUCUAUUGGAAAGCUCCACCUGGGAUCAAACAUGAUAGUUGCAAAGUUCCCACAAAUUGGGAAGGAAUAUUGCUAGGCAUACUGACAUUAUGAGUGGGUCCAUGGGAAUAUGUUACAAAACUUUGAGCUGUAAGAUUGAGAUUCAUUAAGGGGCAUUAACAUUAAUUAUUUGUUUAUCUACAUCACCACAUAUCAUCAAUUCAUUAUCCUUAUUACAAGAGGUAGGUACCUUUAAGUCAUGGAGUGUAACAUAGUUGCAAGGCAGGGCAUCAGUACUAUGCUGAUAUGCAGUUGCCUGUGAUUUUAAUUUAUUUUGUGACUUAAUGUACUGUUCAAAGUGACUUUGCUUCCCUACACUUUUAUCAUCAUUUGGAAGCUUUUGUUCUUCCCUUUCAACUAAAUAGAAUGCAUUAAGCUCUGCCUGGAGAAUUGCUACAUCUUUCUCCCUCCUCUUCUGCUCUAUCAUUGCUUGUUUCCUUGCUAAUUCAGCUUCUGCUUUUAUUAAACUAUCAUGAUACUCCAUUUCCUUUUUAAGUCUAGCUAACUUUGCUGCUGUCUCUUUCAUUCUUCUUUGCUCAGAUGAAUGUGAAAUACAUGAUAUUCUAGAAUUUCUAGACUAUACUAGAACAAACUGAUCCCCUGUUAGCCUUCAACACUCUCUCUCUCUCUCUCUCUCUCUCUCUCUCUCUCUCUCUCUCUCUCUCUCUCUCUCUCUCUCUCUCUCUCUCUCUCUCUACAUUCUAUACUUUGUCAUAUUUCAU